Molecule: messenger RNA, 6526 nt
Organism: Panthera uncia (snow leopard)
Lineage: Eukaryota; Metazoa; Chordata; Mammalia; Carnivora; Felidae
Gene: TBC1D22B
Product: TBC1 domain family member 22B
Exons: 12
Coding region: 138-1751 (537 amino acids)
Biological process (GO): activation of GTPase activity
Molecular function (GO): GTPase activator activity
Source: RefSeq, a predicted model, not a curated record
GAUGGCGCCCCCAGGAGCUGGGAGCGGGUGACCGGCGGCGGGGAAGCGGCCUGGGUUGGCCCUCCGAUUACGGGGUCCUGGGGGCAUCUCGCCGGGUACCCCCUGGCCCGCCUGCAAGGCCUUCCCCGGCCAGAGCAAUGGCCGCCGAGAACAGCAAGCAGUUUUGGAAGAGGAGCGCCAAGCUGCCGGGGAGCAUCCAGCCUGUGUACGGAGCACAACACCCCCCUCUGGACCCUCGGCUCACCAAAAACUUCAUCAAAGAACGGUCAAAAGUCAACGCAGUUCCUUUGAAGAAUAAGAAGGCCUCCAGUUUCCAUGAGUUUGCCCGGAAUACCAGUGAUGCUUGGGACAUUGGCGAUGAUGAGGAAGAGGACUUUUCCUCCCCUUCUUUCCAAACUCUAAACUCAAAAGUUGCUCUGGCAACCGCAGCCCAAGUCCUAGAAAACCACAGCAAGCUGAGGGUGAAACCAGAACGCUCCCAGUCAACAACAUCCGAUGUUCCUGCCAGCUACAAGGUCAUAAAGUCCAGCAGUGACGCUCAGCUGUCCAGAAAUUCCAGUGACACAUGCCUGAGGAAUCCACUCCACAAACAGCAGUCACUCCCUCUCCGACCCAUCAUCCCCCUGGUUGCCCGCAUCUCGGACCAGAAUGCUUCCGGGGCGCCCCCGAUGACUGUCCGGGAGAAAACCCGCCUUGAAAAAUUCCGUCAGCUUCUCUCCAGCCACAACACUGACUUAGAUGAACUGAGGAAGUGUAGCUGGCCGGGGGUUCCCAGGGAGGUUCGACCCAUAACCUGGAGACUCCUGUCGGGCUAUCUCCCAGCAAACACCGAGAGGAGGAAGUUGACCCUGCAGCGGAAGCGGGAGGAAUAUUUUGGCUUCAUUGAGCAGUAUUAUGACUCUCGAAAUGAGGAACAUCACCAGGAUACCUACCGACAGAUUCACAUCGACAUUCCAAGGACAAAUCCUCUCAUUCCAUUGUUCCAGCAGCCGCUUGUACAGGAGAUCUUCGAAAGAAUUCUAUUUAUUUGGGCCAUCCGACACCCUGCCAGUGGGUACGUCCAGGGAAUUAAUGACCUGGUCACUCCGUUCUUUGUCGUCUUCCUCUCAGAAUAUGUGGAAGAGGACGUGGAGAACUUUGACGUGACCAAUUUGUCUCAGGACGUGCUUCGAAGCAUUGAAGCCGACAGCUUUUGGUGCAUGAGCAAGCUGUUAGAUGGGAUCCAGGAUAACUACACCUUUGCACAACCAGGGAUCCAGAAGAAGGUCAAGGCGCUGGAAGAGCUCGUCAGCCGGAUUGAUGAGCAGGUACAUAAUCACUUCAGGAGGUACGAGGUUGAAUACCUCCAGUUUGCCUUUCGUUGGAUGAACAACCUGCUCAUGCGGGAGCUUCCCCUUCGCUGCACCAUCCGCCUAUGGGACACAUACCAGUCUGAACCGGAAGGGUUCUCCCACUUUCAUCUCUACGUGUGUGCAGCCUUCUUGAUCAAGUGGAGAAAAGAGAUCUUGGAUGAGGAGGACUUUCAGGUGAGUGACCAAGAGCUUAGCCUGGGCUGGGAUGAGCAUCAGAGCGGGAGCCAUUCCGUUAGUGGGGCUGCACAGGGAGAAGGUGCAAUGGCAGGUACCUGGCCGAGAGGAGGAAAGGAGACAGGGUGCUCAGAAGGCCAAUGGGCCAAGUCAGUGAGCCCCAGAGUUCUUCAGUACAAAAAGGGUUUUAGGGCACCUGGAUGGCUCAGUCAGUUAAGCAUCUGACUCUUGAUCUCAGCUCAGGUCAUGAUCUCACGGUCCAUGGGAUCAAGCCUGGAGUUGGGCUCUGUACUGGCGGCACCAAGCCUGCUUGGGAUUUUCUCUCUCUCUGUCAAAAUAAAUAAAUAACUAAGCUUAAAAAAUAUAUAUGUAUACAUAUACAUGUAUGUAUAUACAUAUGUGUGUGUGUGUGUGUAUAUAUAUAUAUAUAUAUAUUUUUUUUUUAAUAGGUAUUAGUGCUAGAAAGGUUGCAGAGCAGCUAGGCAGGCCUAAGAGAUGUCUCAUUCAUUCAUUGACAAGCAUUUGCUGAAUGCCUGCCAUGUGCUAGGCACUGGUGAAGGCAUAGGAUAUACUGGAAACCAAAAUAGACAGAUCCCUGUUCCCAUAGAGCUUACAUGCUGGUUGGGAAGAGACUUAACAAUAAACAAAAGCGUAGGAAAUUUUUUUUUUUAAGUAGAGCAGGAUAAAGGGAUUAUUAGGUGGUAGGGAAGAGAUAGUUUACAAUUUCAAAUACAAUAGGAUAGGCUCACUGAGAAGGAGAUGUUUGAGCAAAGGCUCAGGGAAGGUGAGAGAGUGAGUCAUGGACAUCUGGGGGACGAGUGUCCAAGCAGAGGGAACAGUGGGGUUCCCUGGGCUACUUAAGGAAUCAUGGUGGUGGCCUGGAACAGAGUGGUCCAGGGGAAGAGUAGGAAGAGGUGAGGCCAGAGAAGUCACAAGGGACCUAGAUCACAGAGGACUUUGUAGCCACUGUAAGCUUUGGCUUUACUCUGAGUGGAAGGGGAGCCAUAAGAGGGUCUUAAGCAGAGGAGGGCCGUGAUCUGACUUACAUUUUCAAAGGGUCACUCUGGCUUCUAUGUAGACUGUAGGUGUGGACGAAGGUGGAGGCAGGGAGACUGCCCAUCAGGCUGUUAGAGUCCUCCAGGUGAGACACGAGGAUGGCUUGGACCUGGAUGGUGGCAGUGGAGGUGUGACAAGUGGGCAGAUCUUGCUUAUAUUUUGUAAAUAGAGCCAACAGGAUCUCCUGACGUGUCGAGUGCAGAGUAGGACAGAGAGGGAUGAGUCAGGAUGACUCAGCUUAUGAGAAGGGUCUAGGAGGAACAGGCUUAGGGAGGAAUUUCAGGAGUUCAGUUUUGGGCAUGCCAAAUCGGAAGUGCUUUUAGACACCCAAAUGGAGAUCUAGAGUAGGCAAACAAAUCUUAGGAGUCUGGAGCUGGAGAAGGAGAGAGCUUGGACACACGUUUAGGAGCCUCUGGCUACAUGGUCCUUAAAACCAGGACAGUAGAUGAGGAGUGAGUGUGGACGGAGGAGGGAAGAGCCCCGGGCCUGAGCCCUGGCACACCUUCCCGAGGAGGCUGGUGGGGAGAGGUGGACAGAGCAAAGGAGGCAGAGGGGACGGCCGGGGAGAGUGAGGCGGCCGGGAAGCCUUGGCUGGGGAACGUGAAGAAGACUGGAGGGCACACGUUGGGUGGUGGAAAGCCAGGCAGCUGCUCCAGGAGGCCCAGGAAAGGGGGAAUGGGGAAUUAGGGGUCGAGGGGACAGAUUGCGAGGCUCUGCAGUCCGCAGACACAGAGGCCUGGAGGUUGUUCGAUGGUCGUUAUCUCUGGGGGGCAGCGAUGGGCUUUUCUUUUUCUGCUUUGCACAUUUCUGGACUAAGCAGUUUCCUUUCUCUUUCUUUCUCCCUUUCUUUUUUAAUGGGCAUAAAGCUCUUUUAAGAGCAGGGGUGGGGUUGGGGGGGGGGGGUGGGAAAGCCAAAGAAGGUUGAAUGUUCUUCUGAGUUCUAACUAAUAACGUAGGUGUUCUCAAGAGCAGCAACGUCUCUCUGUGACCCCUGGGCUGGACCUCUCCGUAAUUGGUGUUAGGUGGUUAAAGAACAGAAGUCUCUUUAGCAGAUAGACGGAAAGACGGGACCCAGCCUGCCCAAGUAAGGGCUUUGGAAGGAAAAGGAGAGAGUGGGCUUCUGUGAGCAGAUGCCGGCUGUGGUGCCGAGAGGCUGCGGCAGCUGACCACGAGCCACGGCUUCUGCCAACGAGCGGCAUAUGCGACGUCCUAGGAUGAAUGAGCACAAGGGGGCCGGAUUGGCCGCAUGCUGGGGUGAGCUAUCAAUUCUGAUAAUGUGGUUGAGGUGGAGCAGGACAUCAAGAGCACGAGGUCUAAUUUAGUUAUCAUGAGCCAGGCUCAGUGGGCCUUGUCAUAUGUGAUGAAAGUGCUUCCCAGAUUAGCUCUGAGAGGUGGAGGUGAUUCCUGGAAUGGCUUUCAGCAAUUCACAAUCCUGGCAGAACAUAGGGCCAUACUAGUCUGUGACUUUAAAACUAGAGAUGUUCUUCUUUACCGGGUUGCAUAUUCGAUUAUCUGGUGGAUUUGAGGUCUUUCUUCAGUAACCCACAGAAUGACAAUGAGGAUUUGUGCCUGCUGCUGUAUUAACACUUCGGUGAGACUACUCGAGGACUGUCACCUCUCUCUUAUAGACGAAGUAGAAUGGGCAAUUAAAGUGGACAGUCCUCAAAGUUCCUCCCAGCCCCACUGUUCCAUAAUUUUAUGGCCAAGAAGAGAAAACCUGUGCCCAGCUGUGUUAAGAUCGAUGGGCAGGGUCCCUUAGGAGACAGAAGCGUGGUGCAGGUGCGAGAGUGUUGUGCGAGAUUGUGAGCUACUGGCCCGUGACCUGUGCAGAGAAAGAAGGUAUGUGCAGCCUGACUGCUGAAGGGCCACCUGUGGUUAAGUCGCUGCAAAGGAAGCUCUGUAAAUGAACACAGGUACCCCAGAAAGCCACACUGGCCCAGCCUGGAUGAGAGAAGUUUGAGGGCUGAACAGCUGCAGCGACUCGAAGAAAAAUUAGGCGAAGCCACUGCAGAAAUAAAAGAGUUGUGGUGGUUUCAGCAGACCGGCCAUUGGUCACCCUUAGUGACAGGGAAGAAGAGCCCCCGGUUAGGGGAGCCAGUGGAGGGGCAUCAGGGGGAAGCAGAGACCCUCCUUCGAAAGUUGGGGACUAUGUAGAAUAGUGCAGUGGUAAAGCCACGGUCUGUGGAGCCAGACUGCCCGGGGUCAGAUCUGAGCUUUGCUACCUUUCUAGGUGUGCAGCCAGAAGCAAGUAACUUGGCUCUGUAGGCCUCGGUUUUCUUGCCUGUAAAAUGGGGGUGAGUACCUACCUCCAGGGCUACCGUGAGGAUUAAAUCGUUAAUACGUGUGAAGCAGUUAGAAUGGUAUACGUGGCCUACGGCCUCAGAACAGGGUGCUUAUUAUCAUUAAUAUUGUUUGCUGAAAUGUACUCCCGAGUCUGAGAAGCAGUGAAGACAAAGCUUUAGGAACCCAAGUCUCUAAGUGGUGUGUAACUUACCAGAGUAAACCAUGCUAGGCUAAUCGUGGGCAAAGCUGCCAAGCUAGAUGGACAAACAGGACUAGAGAGGGGGUGUCAAAGUUUGCGGAGGUAAAAGGCAGUGUCCCAGCUGUGGCAGAAGCCCCCAGAAGGAAGGGCGCCUGCUUCUCCUUGGCUGAGCAGAUAUCUGGGCUCAUACUGCCUGGGAGAGGGGCCCCAGAACUGACGACAGGAGGAUCACUUGAAGAUGUUUCCUUCCUGAGGCCUCUGAGCAAGGGAACCUGAGGCAAUGUGUGCACAGGUGCUGCAGGGACAGAGUGGCCCGUCCUGUGAGCCAUGGGCCACUUGAAGUGAGAGCUUCUAAUAGUGCUGGGCCAAGGCUCUGCCGUGGUCUGAGGGGCCCUCGGCAAUUCUGGCCCUCAGCCUGGCCUGGUGUAGUGGAAUAAUGAUGAUUAUAUUAGGGUGACGUUUACAACAUUGUUUUCAUAGGUCCAAAUGUCAGAUAUUGGCAGUUUCAUAAGGUUCGACCUAAUAAUAACUAAUUCUUAGCACUUUUAAUGUAGCAGGCACUAAUCUAAACGCUUAUUUGUGUUGGGGCGCCUGGGUGGCUCAGUCAGUUAAAUGUCUGACUUUAGCUCAAGUCGUGAUCUCACAGUUUGUGAGUUUGAGCCCCGAAUCAGGCUCAGUGCCGAUGGUGCAGAGCCUGCUUGGGAUAUUCAUUUUCUCUCUCUCUCUCUUCCCCCCUCUCCGCGCCCCCCGCCCCUUCCCUGUGCAUGCUCACUCUGUCUCUCUCUCUCUCUCAAAAUAAAUAUAUAAACUUUCAAAAAUAAAUUAAAAAAAAUCUUAAAAUAAAUAAUAAACAAAUAAAUGCUUAUUUGUGUUUAAUUCAUUUAAUCCUUGCAAUAGUCCCACAGAGUAGGUCAUAAUAACUACCCCCAUUUUACAAAUGAGCAAACUGAGUCACAGCAAGAUUAAGUAACUGGCUCAAGGUCACCCAGGGAGUUAGACACCCAGCAUCGUGCCCCACACAUGGAUUGUGCUCUGUUGCCUCUACCCUGGGGCCUGGCCAGACACCUCCUGGGGCAUUUGAGCUGAAUUCACAUAGCAGUACUCCAGGAUCCCGGGCAAGGAUCUUCGUCCUCCCCCUCCUCCCCCUUUCCCCUCCUCCUUCCAGGGCUUCCUCUGCCCUCUACCACCCCUCACCUUUCAUUGAUAAUUGCUCACAGGCUUUCUUCUCAUGAAGUAAAUGUUUAACAAAAGAUUGGUUGUUUUAAAACUGAGAAAGAAGUCCUCUAAGGUCCUCCUUUUGGUCUACUAUUCUGGCUCCUGGGUUUUUCUCCUUCCACUGCCAGAAGGGCCUUCGGCCUCCUCAUUCCUUUCCAUGCCCUCCUUCCCAGGAGGAAACUAAGGCACUUGCCUCUGUGGGAAGGUGGAGUCCGAAAGACCACCACACCUGGAGGCAACAGGGAGU